Messenger RNA from Fomitopsis serialis, 366 nucleotides. RefSeq lists its product as uncharacterized. The record is from RefSeq and is a predicted model, not a curated record. The transcript has 5 exons. The coding region runs from base 1 to 366 and encodes 121 amino acids. Lineage: Eukaryota; Fungi; Basidiomycota; Agaricomycetes; Polyporales; Fomitopsidaceae.
AUGUCUGCUUCAAAGACUCCCCUCAUACCUGUGGAGCUCUCUAUGCUCUCAAAGAUACCUAAUCUGGACACACCUAUGAGUAUCCAAGGAGCAUCCCAUGGAGAAGGAAUAUUUUGGGAUUUUAUCGCAUUUAAUGGGGCUCUAGGAGCAUUUGUCAGCAUCCCAGCCAAUGGGAGUGCUCCAAAAUCCCUUCGACUCCGCUUCGGCAACGGGCGCUCAAUGGAGCGCUUAGUAAGCGAUAAAAGUAAAGGAAAAUCGGAUAAUAUUCUUGGAGAUCUGUGGGACAUGCCUAAGCAUAUUGACCAGUGGAGAGAACUUCCAAAACCAUUCAUUCAGUGCUGGGACACUAACACAUCAAUGUUAUGA